This is a messenger RNA of Colossoma macropomum (tambaqui), 1227 nucleotides long. RefSeq names its product lecithin retinol acyltransferase a (gene lrata). Gene Ontology annotation, biological process: retinol metabolic process. Gene Ontology annotation, molecular function: phosphatidylcholine-retinol O-acyltransferase activity. Lineage: Eukaryota; Metazoa; Chordata; Actinopteri; Characiformes; Serrasalmidae. The transcript has 2 exons. The coding region runs from base 58 to 741 and encodes 227 amino acids. The record is from RefSeq and is a predicted model, not a curated record.
UCCAAACCUGCGGACUUCGCCUCAGACUGACCAGGCACUCACACACGCCCCCCAAACAUGCUGGACUCGCUAACGUUUCUCCUCGAGAAGCUUUUUCUUCUCACUAACUUCCACGUGUUCAACAAAAAGUCGUGGUCGGCGGACGAGUGCGGACCGAAAACAACGACAACAGCGCCCCCCUUCAAGAGAGGCGACCUGCUGGAAGUGCAGCGCACUCUCUUCAUCCACUUUGGCAUCUACCUGGGGGACAACAAAGUGGCUCACCUGAUGCCGGACAUCAUGCCGGUGCUGACCAACGAUCAGAGGCUAAUCACGACGGUGGUGACCAACAAGAGGCUCAUUCUGGGCUGCAUUUACAGGAACGCGAGCAUACGAGUCGACUCGGUGGAGGACUUCGCGUACGGCGCCAGCAUCCUGGUCAACGACAUGGACAGGAGGGUGAAAACGCCGGCCAUGUCGAACGAGGACGUGGCCAGAAGAGCCGAGAAGCUCGUCGGGGCCAUUCCGUACAGCUUGCUGUGGAAUAACUGCGAGCAUUUUGUCACUUACUGCAGAUACGGGACACCUGUGAGCCAGCAGACGGAGAAGUUCUGUAAUUGUCUGAAAAUGGCCAUCCGUGACCAAAGAAGCGUGCUUCUGACUGUCCUUCUGGGAGUGAUGUCCAUCGUGUGCUUUGGCCUGGCACCCUCGACUACAUUACCCACAAUCCUAAUACCCUUCACUCUAUGGAUGGCUGGCUGAGCUGCUCUUUAUAGACUACAGACAUGAAACACUAGUCUCCAAAUGGACUACUGAUGAUAAAGCAUUACAGCAGCCUCUGACCCUGUCUAAACUGUCAUUCAGUUUGAUCAUAGAGCCAAGCGAUGCUGACAUGUGGUUUGUAUUUUUGGUGCAAUUUGCAGUUACAGUACUUGAUAGCUCAUAGUUAUAUUCCAUAAGCAAGGAAGACUGUACAGCCUCAUAAAGAUGCACACUGAAAGUAACGUUUCAAGAGAAGUCCAAAAGAAGUGGUGCCAACACUGAGAGCGGAUGGAAUGUAAGAAUGGUAAAGUGCCUUAUUUAUAUGACGGUGGAUGUCAUAUUGCUUUACUCUGUGUAUAGAUCGCCAUGUAAGACAUGUAUUUGCACACAAUCAUCUUUAUUUUUUUAAGCACUGACACAAGUUGACUGUAAAUCUGUAUUGUAAAGUAGUGUACAUUUUAAAUGUUGAAUUCUUGUGUAGUAUAA